This is a messenger RNA of Aspergillus ruber CBS 135680, 1143 nucleotides long. RefSeq lists its product as uncharacterized. The transcript has 2 exons. NCBI's taxonomy places the organism in Eukaryota, Fungi, Ascomycota, Eurotiomycetes, Eurotiales, Aspergillaceae. The record is from RefSeq and is a predicted model, not a curated record. The coding region runs from base 453 to 980 and encodes 175 amino acids.
ACUCUACAAUUCACAGAUACAUUUGAAAAUCACACACUAGCCACUGCAGUGUCCUAAAUCUACAGCCAAUCUGCAUAAUUUCCCACAGAGAUGAUAAACAAACAGACUCGGGACAAUACAUUGAAGCGGAAAAUUCACAUAAACCCCUGAACUUGAUCCAUGGAUGCAGCUGCACAUCCUCAUCUCUACAAGUGCAUCUGUAGAUGAGGUGGAUUAGGUGGAUAAAAAUAGGCGAUCGACAUGAGUAGCCUUGUAGGUGAUUGUGAUUGUUGGAUUUUGCCUCCCGUACUGCGUAUCGUAUCUUCAUGUCUUGAACUCUUUUCGUCUCCGAUCAAGGAGUUCUCCCCAGAUAUAAAUACAUACCACCUCCCCUUCUUUCUUUCAGCGACAACAACAACACUCUCCUCUCCACUACUCUAAUAAUUCCAACUCCAAACAACAACACCAACAAAAUGAAAUUCCUCGCCUCCCUCACCUCUGCCCUGUUGGCCACCACCGCCGCAGCAACCCCCCUCAUCUCCCGCGCCAGCGACGCCUCCGCCAUAACCACCAAGAAAUUCCACCUCAAAACCUCCAGCGACAGCGACUCCCACAACAACCUCUACGUCUACGCGUACCACACGGGCGCAGGCCUCAACGAUGCCGUGCUGAGCGCCAACGCAGACGACGCGAGCAAGGCGUUUGUCAACGGGACGAAUGUGCAGUUUGAUCUGGGGACGCCGUUCCCUUGGGGGGUUAACAUGGUUGGGGCUACUAACUAUGGUGCAUGGCAAGGCGUCCAAAUCAACACCGGCUACGGCACUUCCGGCUUCGAGCUUGACAAUGCGCAUUUGAAGUGGAGCGAGCAGAAUGGCUUCGGCGGAUGGUUGGUGUGCGACUGGGUUCACAAUGCUCCCCAGCUGUUUUAUCUGUAUGAGCCGAUGAAGGCGGAUAUUCCGUCGAGCUGCAGCGAGGUUGAGUUGCAGGCUGUUUACCUUUAAACGGUGCUCACUGGACUGCAUGCGAUGCGGUGCGAUCGGGAUAUGAUGGACGAAGACGGUGUAUCUCUAUGAACUUAAUGUACAAUAGUAAUCAUGUCUAUAUCAACUAGCUAGGAUUGCUCAAUUAUUGAAAAAAUGCUCCGACUCUACUACUACUACUACU